GAAGAGGCGGCCUCAAGCGAGCGGCUCUCAAGUCUGUUUCCGCCUCUCAUUCCACUUCCGGCGCUCGAACAGCGCGGAGCUCCGUGUGGAGAACCGGAAAGUGACGGAGCGGAAUGGAGGCGGAACGCAGCUCGCUUUGCUUCGCGGAAACGGAAGCUUGAAGAGGCGCUUCCUGUUUCCGGUGCUAGGACCGGAAGUGGAGGGGUUAGUCCGAUCCAAGAUGGCGGCGGCGGUGGAGGAGGAAGAGAACAACGAGGCGGCGGGGGAUGAAGGAGGAGACGAGGCCGCCAUUAAAGAGAUGGAGGAAAUGGUGGCGGCGCUCUAUCGCUUCCGGGAUGCCAUCAAGGGCGGAAGUGGCGGCGGCCAUCUUGGAAAUGGCGGCGGCCAUGAUGGAUCUGACGGCGGCGGCCAUGUUGGACGUGAUGGCGGCCAUGAUGGCGGACGUGAUGGAAAUGGCGGCCAUGUUGGAUCUGACGGCGGCCAUGUUGGAAGUGGCGGCCAUGUUGGAAGUGAUGGCGGCCAUAUUGGAAGUGAUGGCAGCCAUGUUGGAUCUGAUGGCGGCCAUGUUGGAUCUGACGGCGGCCAUGAUGAAUCUGAUGGCGGCCAUCUUGGAAGUGAUGGCAGCCAUGUUGGAUCUGAUGGCGGCCAUGUUGGAUCUGACAGCGGCCAUAUUGGAAGUGUCGGCCAUAUUGGAUCUGACGGCGGCCAUAUUGGAAGCGAUGGCGGCCAUGUUGGAUCUGAUGGCGGCCAUAUUGGAAAUGGUGGCGGCCAUGUUGGAUCUGAUGGUGGCCAUCUUGGAAGUGUCGGCCAUCUUGGAAGUGGCGGCCAUCUUGGACAUGAUGGCGGACAUGAUGGCGGCCAUGUUGGAUCUGAUGGCGGCCAUGUUGGAAGUGACGGCGGCCAUCUUGGACAUGGUGGCGGCCAUGAUGGUGGCCAUGAUGGCGGCCAUGAUGGCGCCCCCAAAGUAUGGGGCAGAAGGACGGGGACGCAGGAAGAGCUGGAGGAGGAGAUGGAGAGAAUCGUCAAACAAAUGGAGAGCAUCCGGGUGUCCCCCCAGGCUCUGCCCCGUGCCCUAUAUCUUCGGGGCCGGGCUCUUCUCGUGACCCCAUAGAGACCCCAUAGUGCCCCAUAGAGCCCCAUAGAG
Coturnix japonica (Japanese quail) is the source of this 1144-nucleotide messenger RNA. Lineage: Eukaryota; Metazoa; Chordata; Aves; Galliformes; Phasianidae. The record is from RefSeq and is a predicted model, not a curated record.